CAAAAUCACAAAAAAAACAUAAAGUCAUAGACGAAAAUCGUAAAAAAUAUCAACUUGAUGAUGGAGGCAUGUUUACCGAAUUAGACAAAAGCGUGGCAUUAUUUCAAAAACUAUUGCGAGGAAGAGCUUAUCAAACUAUGAUUAUGAUGGCAAAAAUCAGAUAUCAACCAAUUUUACACUCGGAUGAAGCACCAGAGACACUCGAUAAUACAAAAAAAACUAAAGAAAUUACAAGUGUUGAUAUAUUAGAAUAUUCAAGAAAUAAAUAUAUUAGUAGAUUUUUCGACAUUCUUUCUAACGAAUCAAUUCAUAUUAAACACAGUGAAAAUCAAAACAAAAUGUUGAUUCAACAAGGAAAUUUGAGUAGAAAUGCGAAUGAAAUGAUAGAGAAAAAAAAAGAUGUAUGGAAAUAACCGGACGCCUUGAACAAGAUGAAAUAUUAAAACUUGUGAUUAAUACACAAAAUUAUAUAUCUAUUUUUAAA
Molecule: messenger RNA, 484 nt
Organism: Melanaphis sacchari
Lineage: Eukaryota; Metazoa; Arthropoda; Insecta; Hemiptera; Aphididae
Exons: 3
Coding region: 69-413 (114 amino acids)
Source: RefSeq, a predicted model, not a curated record